CUAGGUGCUGUCAACUUCCGUGUUGAUUGUGUCCUUGGCUCCUUGCAAUCCAUCCCCUUGUCACUACAAAACCUCAAUAAUGGCGUGCGGAGCUCUCCGCAACAAGAAAUACCGGUUGCUGCUACUCUGCACUUGCAUGUUCUUUCCAUUUCCCUCCCUGUAUAUCUGGGCUCUCUGCUCCUUCGGUUCAGAGGAGCAUACCAGCUGCUAGCCAAGGCCAAGCCACUGGAACAGUGUGCCGCUGACUUGUUGGUGAUGACGACUCCCAUGUCGCUCACGCGAGGCGGUUCGGCCGGCUUCUCCCCGGCGCUUGCUGUGUUGUGGUGCGCUGCUCUCACGGUGGCCGGUGGCCUGCCGCCGCCGGCGCUCGGCUGCUACUCGCGCAUCUUCAGCUUCGGCGACUCGCUGACGGACACCGGCAACUACGUCCACCUGACGGCGGGCAAGGGCCCAAGCCCCUACGGGGCGCCGCCGUAUGGGAGGACCUUCUUCGGCCGCCCCACCGGCCGGGCCAGCGACGGCCGCCUCGUCAUCGACUUCAUCGCGCAAGAGUUCGGGCUGGCCAACGUGACGGCCAUUCAGGUAGGCAACGGGCCGGCCGACUUCCCGCACGGCGCCAACUUCGCCAUCAUCUCCUCCACGGCGAACAACGCCUCCUUCUUCGCCCGCAAGGGCCUGGACAUCACCCCCUUCUCCCUCGACACGCAGAUGUUCUGGUUCCGCAGCCACCUGCAGGAGCUCACGCUGCAGAACGGCGGCGGCGGCGGCAACGUCCUGAGCGACGCGCUGGUGGCGCUGGGAGAGAUCGGCGGGAACGACUACAACUUCGCGUUCAACAAGGGGGUGCCGCGCGAGACGGUGCGCGCCUUCGUGCCGGCGGUAGUGGACAAGCUGGCGGCGGCCGUGGAGGAGAUGAUCGGGAUGGGGGCGAGGGCGUUCGUGGUGCCCGGGAACCUGCCGUUCGGGUGCGCGCCGCUGUACCUGCAGCGGUUCAGGGGCGCCCCCGCCAGUGAGUACGACGCGCGGACGGGGUGCCUUGCCUGGUUCAACAGGUUCGCCGAGUACCACAACCGGCUGCUCACCGCGCGGCUCGACGAGCUCCGGCAGCUGCACCCGGACGUCACCAUCGUGUACGCCGACUGGUACGGCGCCAUGACAAGCAUCUUCCAGAACCCUGGAAAGCUAGGAUUCACAAACGCGCUGGGCUCUUGCUGCGGGAACCAGAGCGUGCCGUGCGGGAAGAAAGGGUGCGCCGUGUGCGACGACCCAUCGACGUACGUCUCCUGGGACGGGACGCACCCCACGGAGGCGGUGUACAAGGUGAUCGCCGACGGCGUGCUACACGGCCCGCACGCCGCCCCUGUCCCCCUCGCCAAGACCUGCCCGCCCACCUGACCAAACCGCUCCUCCUCCUCCUCCUCCAUCCCUAGAGAGGAGAUCCAUCCAUUCUUUGUGCUACUUGUAUUGUGGCUAUUUACAUUAUUACAUUGUGUAGGUGAAGUUUACAUAUUAUUAAUUUUGUGUAGAGAAAGAACUAGUACAAAGUUAGCAUGGUGAUAUGAUCGAUCGACGGAUUGCAAAUUGCAUGAGUUUAGGGGGAAAGAAACUUGUACUGAUCUCCGAAGAAUCAUAUGGUGCAGUUUAAUGGGAAACUAUUUUAUUAAACUCUUAAGGUGAU
This is a messenger RNA of Oryza brachyantha (malo sina), 1678 nucleotides long. Its product is annotated as GDSL esterase/lipase At1g28600-like. The record is from RefSeq and is a predicted model, not a curated record. Lineage: Eukaryota; Viridiplantae; Streptophyta; Magnoliopsida; Poales; Poaceae. The transcript is spliced from 4 exons. Bases 256 to 1395 code for a protein of 379 amino acids. Gene Ontology annotation, molecular function: hydrolase activity, acting on ester bonds.